AUGGCCAAAGCUCACGGAGGAAGGGUGAGAGAGCUUAUAGAAAACGAUGAAGCGGAGAGCUAUUUCAUGGGAACAGCCGGGAAAAUAGGAAGUGAAGAAUGGAGGGAAGGAUACCGCCCGGAGAAGAGGCCUAGACAGGAGGAGGAAGGCAUAGAUCAGAAGCUGCAGAGGAUGAAUGAACAGCUGCUGACUGAGUUGGGGGCAAAAGACCACGGCCAGACUCUUUUGCCCGCAUCAUCACCAUUUUCGGGAUGGAUUCAGCAAGAGACCAUCCCUAAAAAUUUCAUGAUGCCACCAAUGGCGAUGUAUGGUGGAGUAGGGAACCCAAGAGAGCACUUCCUCAACUACAAAACUUUUAUGGAGUUACAGACCCUAUCGGAUGCCUUGAUGUGCAAGGUAUUCCCUACGAUACUCACAGGCCCAGCAAGGGCUUGGUUCAACAGUCUGGAGGCAGGGAGUAUCAAAAGUUUUGGUGACCUAGCCAACAUCUUCAUCAACCGGUUCAUAGCAGGAGUACCGGCUAACAGAAAAACCAACUACUUAGAGACAGUCAGGCAAAAGAGGAACGAGUCCCUGAGAGAAUAUGUAGCCCGUUUCAAUACGGAGGCCCUGCAGAUCCCCGAGCUGGAUGAAAGUCGGGCUGUGGAAGCUAUGCAGAAGGAGACUACCUCCCCUGAGUUCUUUGGUUCCCUGUGCAGAAAGCCACCGACCUUCUUGGCAGAACUGAUAAAGAGAGCAGAAAAGUAUAUAAGGCAAGAUGAUGCCUUGACAACCAGCAGGUUCGCUAAGGAAGCGACAGAUAGGGGGAAAGCUCCCGAGAAAAGGAGGUCAGACAGACACGAGAAAAUGCCAAAUAGGGGGCCCGAGGUGUACAGACAACCUUGGGAUAGGAGAGAGCAAAGACCGCCGCUACCUCGGGUCCCAGAAGCCAUCACACCCUUCAACGCCUCCAGAGCUGAGGUGCUCGUGGCAGUUCAAGAUAAGGAGUUCCUUCAGUGGCCCAAGCCCAUAAGAGCGGAGGCAAGCCAGAGAGACCCUGACAAAUAUUUUCAAUAUCACCGCACCAAUGGCCACGAUACCAAUGAUUGCUACUAG
This is a messenger RNA of Manihot esculenta (cassava), 1095 nucleotides long. RefSeq lists its product as uncharacterized. Lineage: Eukaryota; Viridiplantae; Streptophyta; Magnoliopsida; Malpighiales; Euphorbiaceae. The record is from RefSeq and is a predicted model, not a curated record. Bases 1 to 1095 code for a protein of 364 amino acids. The transcript has a single exon.